AGACUUUGACUCCCUCUCCAAAGAGAAUGUCUACGAGAACAACCGUCUGGCGUUUGAGGUGGCGGAGGAGGAGCUGGGAAUCCCUGCUCUGCUGGACCCAGAGGACAUGGUAUCCAUGAAAGUGCCUGACAGGCUGAGCAUCAUCACCUAUGUCUCCCAGUACUACAACUUCUUCACCAACAAGUCCCAUGCCAACCCCCCCUGCUUGAAGAGGUCCAGUGGUACAGGCCACAUUGAGCCGGCCCAGAAGAGACCGGUGGCCCCUCUGGGAGACAAAGUGGUUGAGCCCGAGCUGAGUCUACCUGGUCCGAUGGGUACGGACGGGGGGGUACAGGCGGGGGUGAAGCGUAGCACCCUCAGCAGCAGCUGCGCCGCCUGCCAGAGGCACGUCCACUUGGUGCAGAGGUUCCUGGUCGACGGCAAGCUCUACCACCGCAACUGUUUCAGGUGUAGGGAGUGUAGCAGCACUCUGCUGCCUGGGUCCUACAAGCUAGGAAACGAGGUCGGCUCCCUGGUCUGCACGCAUCACUUUGCCAGGUCUGCCUUAGCCAAUCAGAACGGCCGACCGGACCUAAGUAAGCGACCGACAACGGUUCCCUCCGUCAGGAUUGGUCGACCCAUGCUGCCUCAAACUUCUCCUCCUUCUGGGAGGGACCAGGCGGCAAAGACUCCGGCUCAAGAGACUCCGCCACCAAAAGAGACGACGCCACCAAAAGAGACGACGCCACCAAAAGAGACGACGCUACCCCAAGAGACGCCGCCCCAAGAGACGCCGCCCCAAGAGACGCCGCCCCAAGAGACGCCGCCCCAAGAGACGCCGCCCCAAGAGACGCCUCCACCAAAAGUGACUCCGCCCCAAGAGGGUGUCACCAAUGAGGAUUACACCCCCACACCAUCCAAUGACUCUGACUCUACACCAUGUCCUAUCUCAACGACAAAAACUGACUCUUUGAAAACAGAGAAAGAGAAAGAGAGGGAAGACAGUGCGGGAGAAAGAGAGGUCAAACCUCCACCCUCCAUUCCUCCCAACCCUUUCGAUGACAUCGAGGAGGGGGAGGAGACUCCGGCACCAGCCAAAGACACAGCCAAUGGGGUUAUCCCUCCUACACCUGUCAGUCAUCUAGGACUAGGGAACAGUAAGCCAGUCCCCAUCCCUCGCCGCUUGUCACAGCCCUCCCCUCCACCUCGUCCCGCCCCCAGGGUCCGCCCACCCCGCGUUGACAACCUUGCGGUCAAUGGUGAUCACGGUGAACACAGGAGAUCUCUUCCUCCGGCUCCCAGACCUCGGGAAAGAUCCCACUCCCCUGGAAGCUCCUGUCUCUCCAGCGACGCCCCCAAACCCCCUAACCCGCCCUGGUUGGCCCUCGUCCAAUCCCAAGAACCCAAGAAGAAAGCAGCACCUCCCCCUCCCCCUGGAGUGGCCACACCCCCACACACUGGUUCGUUAUCUUCUCUAAAAGGGGAGGGCUCCAGACCAGCCACGCCCCCUGCACCCGCCAACCCCUUCGAUGAGGAAGUAGAGGAAGAGGAGGUGGGGUCAGGGGAGGGGUCAGUAGGAGGUUUGGUUUCUCCCACUGUGGUGGUGAGUCAUCCGUGGUACAGCAUCUCCCAGGCUGCAGACGCUGCAGCUGACCCAGGCACGCCCCCCAUUGGGGGUAUUUCCUCCCGCUCUGCAAGCCCCAAUGGCUCCAGGUGCAAGAAACGCCCGGCGCCCCCAAAGCCUGUUCCAAAGGCCCCCGGCUCUAACUCAGCCCUUCCUCACUCCCAGCCCUCCUCUUCCUCUCCCUCUCCAGCUAUUAGCAUAGAGAGCCUAUCCUCUGCCUCCGACCAUAGCUCCUCCCACCCAGCUUCCCUAGGGGGCAGAGCCACAGGCGAUCAGGACAACCCCUUCACCAAGAGCGUAUCAGAGCCCUCCAUCUGUGGGCCCUGUAGUGGCUCCACCCCCUCCACCUCAGCCAAUCGCCUCUCUCCGAGCCCCUCCCCUUCUCCCCAGCCAGCCAAUCCUAGCUCGGCUCCGGCCACUCCGCAGAGCAAUCGGAGUGCCAGGCCCCCGCCCCCAAGACCCCCGACGACACCCAGCCCCCUGGCAGCAUCAAGUGCUAUCCCAGUUCCACCCCCCAAGCGGACUUGUAAGGAAAACCCUUUCAACAGGAAAGCCUCUUCCUCCCCCGUUUCCUCCCCUAAAACCAGACCCCCUAGAGGCCCUCGCCCCCCCCGGCCCCCCGCACCUGGACACGGCUUCCCCCUCAUCAAACGCAAGGUGCAGUCAGACCAGUACAUCCCAGCAGAGGACAUCCAUGGAGAGAUGGGAGAGCUGGAGAAACAGCUGGAUGAGCUGGAGCAGAGAGGAGUGGCUUUGGAGAGAAAACUACGAGAUAACCCCAAUGAUGAGGAGGAGGAGACUUUGCUGGUGGACUGGUUCACUCUGAUCCAUGAGAAACACCUGCUGGUGCGCCGCGAGGCGGAGCUGGUCUACACGGCCAAGCAGCAGAACCUGGAGGAGAGGCAGGCUGACGUAGAGUAUGAGCUGAGAUGUCUUCUUAACAAGCCAGAGAAAGACUGGAAUGAGGAGGACAAGGGCAGGGAGCAGGAGCUGAUGACAGAGCUGGUCACUGUCAUCGAACAGCGGAACCAAAUCAUCAACAACAUGGAUCAGGACAGGCAGAGGGAAGAGGAAGAGGAUAAGCUGGUGGCGACCAUGUUGAAGAGAAAAGACUUCCAGAAGGAGCCAGCAGCAGAGGGCGAGCAGCAGCAGCAACAGAAGAAGAAGAAGAAGAAGGAGAAGUUCAAACCCAUGAAGGUUCUGAAGAGGUUGAGUGUGAACCAAGGAAAAGGUGGCAGCCCACGCAAGGAGAUGGCAGAGAAGGACAAGAGCUGAACAAGGUAUGGAAGGAUGGAUGUGGAUGAUGGAUGGAGGAAAGGAAGAGGGAUACCAUCCUUUACAGAGGGACAUAUCAGAUGGAAAGAGCGGGGAAAUGACAGAUGGAAACAAAACACGGUGGAGGGAAGAGAAGGAAAAACAACACAGGAUUCUCACAGCUGUGUUAAAGACUGUAAUGUGUGCAACCUGUAAUUUGCUCCCCCUUCCUCUUACUGUAGCAUAUCCUUCUAAUCGCUCCUCCCUACCAGAGUAUGUGAGCAGAGUUAAGCGGUCGGAAAUCCCGCUCGCGCUAGCGAUCCACCUCUUUUCAACUGCUCCGCUAAAAACCGCUCUGCGCUCACAGGAAAAAAAUGGCCGCUCCAAAUUCGCUCCGUUCAUUAAAAUCACAAUUUAACCAACACCCAUCUAUUUUUGUGACUACCUUGACUUACCAUUUGGUAUUCAAGUAAUGAAACCAAACCAUAUGAUUUGAAUUAAAAGUAUUUGAAUAAACAAAUACGUUGGACUAUGCCAAGCCUAUUUCUUUUAGCAUGUGCAUAUGGUAAGUACACCAUCAUGCUUUCGGGAUGCGUGUCUUUUCAGAUUCCACGAUUUGAUUCUUUAGUUGUGGACGCCACAUCGCCGCAAUCCCUCUCUUGCUCUUGGUCCUCAUCUUGUAAGUCACCUUGAUUUAGCACCGGUGUGUUUUAGCAGUUUCUUUAUGAAAAUAUUUAGUGAACUGCAUGACAGUAGCUAAAGCAAGGGGUUAUAGCAGCACACAAGUAGACUACAGAUGCAUGCUGGACCGGGCACGCCCUGAGCUUGUGAAGUGAGCGCUACUGGAAUGAAAUUGGAGCGGGCGAGAAGGCUGACGCUCCAGCCUUUGGGAAUCUCGCUCUGAGACUCCAGUCAAAUUGGGAUCGCUCCACUCCGCUCACAUACUCUGCUCCCUACUGCAGCUCUUCGCUCCACUCCGCUCACAUACUCUGCUCCCUACUGCAGCUCUUCGCUCCACUCCGCUCACAUACUCUGCUCCCUACUGUAGCUCCUCGCUCCACUCCGCUCACAUACUCUGCUCCCUACUGUAGCUCCUCGCUCCACUCCGCUCACAUACUCUGCUCCCUACUGUAGCUCCUCGCUCCACUCCGCUCACAUACUCUGCUCCCUACUGUAGCUCCCAUGAUGCUCUUUCAAAUACUGCCACUCCAAUGCGUUCUGUACUGUAUAUAUUUGAAGUUGCCUUUGUGUGAGGAGAAAGUUAAGAACCCAACUGCUUUAAGACUAAAACCUUAAGAAACAUCUGAAGACUGAAUUGAAGAGGUAAAUUUUCUGUAGCUUUGAGGUUCAGCGCAAUAUGUGGUUUCUUCUAUCCUUUUUCAUUAUUACUUUGCACAUUGUGACCCAGGCCUUUUUAAAAUCGGCUUUUAACAAAGAUAUAAAUACUAUGACUGCAGGUUUCUUACCAUUUAUCAGUCUCUUAUCAUGAUAGGAACUAAAGAACACUCCCUCAUCUCCUGCCUAUUCAGUGGUCCUAAGGUUUUCCCUUUGUUCAUGGACGUUGCGUACGUCUCAUUGUCUGUAGGUUGGAUACAGAACGAAGAGUUGUGUGUGUCAGUCAGUUGUCUGGUUUGAGUCUGUGGUACUUCUGAACUAUUGUGAAUCUUUUUAAAAGAGGAACCCAUUGUUGUGAGUAAAUACUGCCAGUUUAGGAAGGUCCCGUGUGGCUCAGUUGGUAGAGCAUGGCGCUUGCAACGCCAGGGUUGUGGGUUCAAUUCCCAUGGGGGGACCAGGGUUCAAUUCCCACGGGGGGACCAGGAUAAAUAUGUAUGAACUUUCCAAUUUGUAAGUCGCUCUGGAUAAGAGCGUCUGCUAAAUGACUUAAAUGUAAUGUAAAUGUAGAUGGAGUAAUGACAACCCAAAUAAUGACUAGCUUUUAGCGAAAUGGUUCUUUCUUAACUAGCUACUUACCAUGUUUUCCAAAUCACUGACUAUUGGACUAUAGAUAUUAUAUUGGACUGUAGAUAUUAUAUUGGACCAUGUUUAGGGUUGGAUAAUCACGGUCUGAGAAUGAGACGUAUGACCGACAGGUAAGAAAUAGUUAAGAUGGAAUGUAAGUACUGACUUUAUACAAGGAAUGUAAAAAAUACAAUUAUAACAUAAACGGAAGGAAUUUGCAUUUUGGCGCAGUCCAGGCAGUGCUGAGGGGGAUAGUUUGGCAUGCUCUUUGUUCGGGUUCCUGAAAUAUUCUGCUUUUACAAAAUGUGAUGCUGUUUUCAAAUGAAACACAAUACCUUGCUCUUGUUAAAGCUUUUAGAAUUAGAAGAAGAAGAAGUCAGUGAACUUCUUACGUUGCUUUUGUUUUAAUUGUUUUGUUAGUAGUUCUGUUUUGUUAGUAGUCAAAAAAAUACAGUGACAAUGUAGCAAAUAACUCACACAAAAACAAACAAACUCUGAAAUGACAGCACUACAGGGUUGGUGGAGGGUAGUAGAGGGAGAGAGGGGGUUAUUUUAAGCACUACAGGGUUGGGGGAGGGUAGUAGAGGGAGUUUUUGUUUUUAAAUCUGAACAAUAAAAACAUUUACAUCUCAUACUUAGGUUAAAAGGCUAAAAAUGGAACGUACAAUUCUAUAACACACUCUUACAAUGCCAAACUGUAAAAUCCUAUUCGUGUCCCUGUGUUGUGGUAGAGUUCUGGGUCCUGGUUGGGGAGAUGGUGGGCUUGUGUUUCUUGAUUAGGGUUUUGAUGCAGUGUAUUUAACUAACUUAGUUGUAUCAUGACAGGUCACUGACUUAAUAGUAUUAUAGAAUCUGACCAGAUUUACAACUGAAACAAGUGUGAACAGUUCUAUGGGCUACAUUAUACAAUAAGGAUUGUAAUAAAUAUAUAUAUAUGCAUGCAGUGAGUGUACAAAAUAUUAAGAAUACCUUCCUAAUAUUGAGUUGCACCCACUUUUGCCCUCAGAACAGCCAAAAUUCUUCGGGUCAUGGACUCUACAAGGUGUUAAAAGCAUUCCACAGGGAUGCUGGCCCAUGUUGACUCAAAAUGCUUCCCACAGUUGUGUUAAGUUGGCUGGGUGUCCUUUGGGUGGUGGACCAUUCUUGAUACACACGGGAAACUGUUGAGCGUGAAAAGCCCAGCAGCGUUGCAGUUCUUGACACAAACCGGCACUUAAAUAUUGUCUUGCCCAUUCACUCUCUGAAUGGCACACACACACAAUCCAUGUCUCAAUUGUUUCAAUGCUUAAAAAUCCUCCUUUAACCUGUCUCCUCCCCUUCAUUUACACUGAUUUGAAGUGGAUUUAACAAGUCGCAUAGAUAAGGAAUCAUAACUUUCACCUGGUCAGUCUAGGUCACGGAAAGAGCAUGUGUUCCUAAUGUUUUGUACACUCUGUGUAUAUAAAUUCCAUAGAUAUCUUUUAACAAUGUAGCAAACUAUUAAUACCUUCCAGUUGAUAUCAGUUUAACUGUUUUGGGAAAGUCUGCAAAAUAUGCAAAUCUUUUUAAUUUAUAUAUUUUACAAUGCCUUUGUUUGACUCUGUAAACGCUGUCUAAUUCCAAUGAGUUUUGCCUUAACUUAGAAUCUGCCGUCAAAGUCGAUAGUACUAUGAGAUCCGUUUAUGUUAAGAGUGCCCUUAUUUAAAUGUAUUCGUCAAUAAGUCUCGUUUUUGUCCGGAGUUAAACUGAAUGUCUUGUUAUAGGCUGUUCGUAUAUUGUCUAGUACACGAUCUUGUCUUCCAUUCAAAAUGGCUGCUUGUGUGUUUGUGCAUCUUCUUCCUGUUUAAAAACUCACACCAAGGGCUUCUGUAGAGCGAUGUG
Messenger RNA from Salvelinus fontinalis (brook trout), 6676 nucleotides. RefSeq names its product MICAL-like protein 1. The annotation marks the transcript as partial. NCBI's taxonomy places the organism in Eukaryota, Metazoa, Chordata, Actinopteri, Salmoniformes, Salmonidae. The record is from RefSeq and is a predicted model, not a curated record. The transcript has 15 exons. Gene Ontology annotation, molecular function: protein binding.